This is a messenger RNA of Anoplophora glabripennis (Asian longhorned beetle), 3675 nucleotides long. RefSeq names its product fat-like cadherin-related tumor suppressor homolog. Gene Ontology annotation, molecular function: calcium ion binding. Gene Ontology annotation, cellular component: plasma membrane. Gene Ontology annotation, biological process: homophilic cell-cell adhesion. The record is from RefSeq and is a predicted model, not a curated record. Lineage: Eukaryota; Metazoa; Arthropoda; Insecta; Coleoptera; Cerambycidae.
AUGCCUGUGUACCUGGCCUACUCGCUUGUCGGGCCGGUUUUCUCUCUCCGCUCGCUCAGUCGGUUGAAACAACGUGAACAAAAGCGUCGCGUACGACUCUUCGUUUUUGGAACCAUUGCAUAAAUCGGUUUAUAGUAAUAUUGGUGUCCGUACGAGUGCAAAAAAACGGUCGUAAAUAGUGUUCGGUCGCGAGAAAAGUGCAGUGCAGUGAACUGUUAUGUCUACUUAAUACUGGAAACAGCACACAAGUCUUGUUGUUUAUGUAUGCAAGCGAGCUCAAGUCUGUAUCCUGCCGUGAUGAGCUGAAAUGAUGCACAGAUGCGCUCUCGCUUGCUGCCUCCUGGUGAUCGCUUGUGCCCAGGUGGACUCGGAAGCCGGGGCGUCCACCACCGCUGAUGUUGCCUUCCACUUCUCCAAGCAGCUCUACAAUGUCAGCAUCCCCGAGAACAGCGUGGCGAAGACCUACGCCACCCAGACCCCCGGCUCGGACCUCAUGGGCAUCCGCCUGCCCUCUCCCAACACCUUCGCCGACAUACGAUAUAAGAUAGUAGAGGGCGACAAGGACAAAUUUUUUAAAGCGGAACAUAGAAUAGUGGGCGACUUUUGCUUUCUGUUCAUUAGAAUUAAGACCGGCAAUAACGACGUGUUGAACCGCGAGAGGAAGGACAAGUACGUGUUGCAAGUGCGCGCCACCGCCUCCAUCAAGGAAGGCAAGCAGAAGGUCCAGUACACGUCGGACACGACAGUCGUCGUCACUGUCCUGGAUACCAAUGAUCUCAGUCCUCUGUUCUACCCCAUAGAGUACAACGCGACUGUCUUCGAGGACACGCCGGUUCACCAAAGCAUCCUCAAGGUCGUAGCUGAGGAUGCCGAUUUGGGUAGGAAUGGGGAAAUCUACUAUAGCUUUGUGGAAGACACGGACAUGUUCGCCAUACAUCCUAUGACUGGCGUAAUAUCCCUUAGCAGGCCUUUAAGGUACAACGAGGGCACAUAUCACGAACUCACGGUCUUCGCACAAGACAGGGGAGUCCGUUUUAACCAUGGAGGGAUGUUUAGCAAGGCCAAAGUAAGGAUCAGGGUGAAAAAGGUAAAUUUCUUUGCGCCUGAGAUUCGAAUCCGCAGACAUCCCCAAAUAGUAGAAAACUCCAAUGCCGACAUCUACGCCAUAGUUAACGUCUCGGACAGAGAUAGUGGUAUACAUGGAGAGAUAGCUAGCUUGGAAAUAGUCGACGGAGACCCAGAUGGCCACUUCAGAAUCCGUCCUGCCAGACAGAAAGGUGAGUACAACAUAGAAGUGUUGAAGUUGUUGGAUAGAGAGACCACCCCGCAAGGGUACGUGCUGCAGCUUCGUGCCACCGAUAAAGGCAUACCACCCAGAGAGAGUUACAAGUCUGUACCAGUGCAGCUGACUGACCUAAACGACAAUGCCCCGGUGUUCAAUAAAGAAAUCUACGACGUCAAGGUUCCUGAAACAGCCCCUGUAAAUACUCCACUGAUAAGACUAAAAGUCACCGACGCCGACGAAGGCAAGAACGCUCAGGUGUUCUUGGAAAUAGUAGGGGGGAAUGAAGGGGGUGAAUUUAGCAUCAACCCCGAAACGGGUAUGUUAUACACCGCCAAACCACUUGACGCGGAAAAUAAACAGUUCUACAGCCUCACCGUGUCGGCUAUUGACCAGGGAAAUGCAGCUACUAGGAAGCAAUCGUCGGCCAAGGUGAAAAUAUACGUCGAAGAUACUAACGACAAUGAUCCCAUUUUCGAGAAGUCUGAAGUGACUGUUUGGAUAGACGAGAACAUGCCUGCAGGCACGUCUGUGACUACAGUCCACGCCAAGGACAGAGAUCGCGGAGAGAACGCCUACAUUUCCUACCUUAUCGCUAAUCUCAACAAAGUACCCUUCGAGAUAGACCACUUCUCAGGCGUAAUAAAGACCACCCAGCUUCUGGACUACGAAAGUAUGAGGAGGGAGUACAUCUUAAGAAUAAGAGCGUCGGAUUGGGGCCUACCCUACCGUCGACAAACGGAGAUGCAGCUGACGGUGAAGGUGAAGGAAGUGAACGACAACCGCCCCCAGUUCGAGAAGGUGGACUGCGUAGGUCACGUACCCCGUUACGUCCCCAUAGGCUCCGAAAUAAUAACACUGUCCGCCAUCGACUUCGACGCCGGAAACAUAAUCAGUUACAGGAUCGUGUCGGGGAACGAGGACGGCUGCUUCAGCAUAGACAUCACCUCGGGCACGAUAAGCGUCAGUUGCGAUUUGAACGACAUCCGGGUGAGCGAAAGGGAACUGAACGUAACUGCCACCGAUAACACGCACUUCGCCGAUAUCGCGCGGGUGCGCUUCAAGCUGGUGAAUGCGAAAAGGAACACGAUAACGAGCGGGAAGCUGAUCAGCGACGACACCGGAGCCUUCGACUGUAAGGACACCGGGGUCGCCAGGAGGCUGACGGAAGUGCUAGCCGACGCGGAGGACAACAACAAGCCGCUGGCGCAGGAGGAGUUCCCCAUGAUGCCUACGAGGUACGGCCAGAACGUACAUUCGCCCGAGUUCAUGGAUUUUCCCGUGGAAAUCAAAGUGAACGAGUCUGUGGCUCUAGGCACGACGCUGGUUAAACUCAGGGCGCGAGACAGGGAUUUGGGUUACAAUGGCAAGCUUAUUUAUGGGAUAUCAGGGGGAGAUAUACACUCCCAGUUCUGUUUGGAUAUGGAAACCGGGGAAUUAAAGGUAAUCGGAUAUUUAGACAGAGAAAGGGAGAACGAGUACUUCCUGAACGUCACAGUCUACGACCUAGGCAAGCCGCAAAAAUCAUCAUCCAGAGUGCUUCCCAUAACUGUGCUGGACGUUAAUGAUAACGCCCCUAAGUUUGAAAAAACCCUGGCUAGUUUUAGGGUGACGGAAAACGCGCUAAACGGCACUGCUAUUUUCAGAGCAAACGCUACAGAUGCUGAUGAGGGUGAUAACGCCAAAGUAACCUACAGCCUGGUCACCGACACCAAGGACUUCCACGUGGACAAAACAACUGGGGUGCUUACGGUUUCCAAUACCCUAGAUAGAGAGCGCCAAGACUUGUACGAACUUCGAAUUAGAGCUACCGACGGAGGCGGUAAAGGACCCGACAAUCCUCCUUUAUACUCCGAAGCAGUCGUGAGAAUCUCAAUAGACGACAUCAACGACAACGCCCCUAAGUUCAGCCUGCCCAACUACUCAGUUAAAAUUCGGGAAGAUUUGCCCAACGGCACGGUUGUGGCUAUGGUGACUGCUGCGGACCCGGAUUUAGGUCCGGAGGGCGAGGUGGUAUACUCGUUGGAAGACACAGACAGCGACGGCACGUUCAAAAUCGACCGGCUAUCGGGAACCAUCCGCACCACCAAAUCGCUCGAUUUCGAGGAACGACAGGUGCACAGUUUGAUCGUAUACGCCAGCGACAGGGGGAACCCCUCGAUGUCCUCCGAAGCCACCGUGACGGUGAACGUAGUGGACGUGAACGAGAAUAUGUACGCGCCCCAGUUCAGUGAUUUCGUGUUGGCCGGGAAAGUGAAGGAGAACCAGCCGGUGGGUAGUUUCGUGAUGCAGGUGAACGCCACGGAUCAGGAUCCUCCGGGGGGCGACAACAACGUGGAAUACUCCAUCAGAGGUGGCGACGGGAUCGGCAUCUUCUCCAUCGAUAAUCAAGG